AAAGUCUUUCAGAGUGUUCCAGUACUGGUUUUGCAGCAGUGGUCUAAUCGCUUCGUUGUUUUGCGUUAUAUAUACUCCAUCGUAGACAACUUCCAACUGUUUACAACUCGGAAUUGAAAGUCGAAAGCCUGCACACUUCCUUUGCUUUCACGUUGUUGUCGUUGCAAUGAAGUUCACUUCCGUGACGCUAGCGUGUUUCUUCUUUGUCGAAAGCUCCGGUGUGAGCGCAUUUACGUUUUCCACGCCCACACAAAGGCAACGCUCCAUCCCGUUGCCGAUUGUAUCUUCCAGCCGUCGUACUAGGAGUGCGCUCCACGUAUCGAUCGGCCUCGGUCCGGAUCCAAACGAGACUUCCGGCAAGCGCUCCGAGACCUUGGUAGCCGGAGUCGACUACGAAGUCCCUAAUCACGACGAUUACCGCCUUUCGCGUCGGAGCAAGCUCGAUCAAACUUGUGACGAAUGGUUCGCCGGCUUGUUGGAUGAAACGGAGGACGGCGUACUAGGCAGUCUGGUAACCGAUGCCCGUACGGUGCUCACCACUCCGGUACCACUCGUCAACGAUCUGGAGAAUCCCGAUUCAUCCCACGACGAUUGGACCCCGUACGUGAACACUCGCUUGCCCUGGACGCCCUUGGUACCGGCGUUUGGCUUGGAGCAGUUCGGCUUACCCGUGCCGCGCCGGAACGCCGAAACCUGGCGUCAUUUCGACGUGGCCUCCAUGGUGGCGGAGUCGUACUCCAGUGCCGUAAAACACGACCACGAAGCCAAAGUAGACAAAAUUGAACUAUUCCGGGAACAAUUGGCCGUUGCUGGUGGUUGGUUGGACGAUAAUGCUUGUGAAGCGCGAUUAGUGUACAUCAACGGGAGAUUCGUACCGCAAUUGUCCAAAUCCAACGACGUCGCCCGCAAUCUGGAUUCCACCGACGGCCUUUCCAAACAAUCUGUACAAUAUUUGUCGCGUCUGACGGACGGCUUUACGGACGAAUUGGCGUCUCCCGUCCCGAAUAACGAUAUUCUCGAGACUUCCUACGCCCGGCUCUCCAGGCCGAAUCACAAUUUGGGCAACGCCACUACGCAGCUUGCCGUCAAUUCACAACAAGGAACAGCCUGCUUUGCCGCGUUGAAUACCAUCAAAACAGGGGCAGUUGCGUACGUGCACGCGCCGAAGGGCUACAAUCACAUUGUUGCUGAUGAACAAGGCGACGAAAACGAUGAAGAAGGUCCUACCAGACCGAAUCUGAAACCCGUCUUGAUCGUCAACGCCGUGACCAAGUCCGGAGAUGCAGCGGACCAUGCCAAGGGAGUGGCAUGUCAUCCCCGGACACUUAUAGUGGCCGAAGAAUCUUCCCUUCUUUCAGUCGUACAAAGUUGCGUGGAUUUGGACGAUAACUCAGCUCAUACACCCAAAUUGUACAAUGGAUAUACACAGUGUUUCGUACACCAAAAAGCAAACGUCACACACUCCUACCUGGAAGAAUCCGGUGGAAUAGUUACAGCCGGAGUCGAGCGUAGUGACGACGAAUUUGUCGCGGAUGAGACAAAACCUCGCGAAAUCGAAUCGCGACGAAAGGAUCUCCGCGACACUCACUUGGAAGCAAUUGAUGUACACAUCAUGGGAGCGGACGCCGCCUACGAAGGCACCAUUAUGAGUUUGGGCGGUAGCGGGCGCGUUCGGGUCGCGCUUAGUGUCGCGUUGCUGCAACCAGGUGCACACGCCGGAGUUAAUGGAUUUUCGCUAGCCGGCGGAGCACAACGUGUCGACAUCAAAACAAACAUUCAUCACGUGGCCCAAGGCACCACCAGCCGACAGGUACAAAAGAACAUGAUUGGUGGACGUGCCACUGGCGCCUUCCGUGGACGCAUUCGUGUUGAACAAUCGGCGCAACAAACGGAGAGCGAGCAAUUGUCCCGUACGGUUUUAUUGAGUGACAAGGCUCGGGCAUGGGCGGUGCCCAGUCUAGAAAUUAUUGCCGACGAUGUGCAGUGUGCGCACGGGGCAACCGUGUCCGACUUGAGCGAGGAGGAAUUGUUUUAUUUAAGAUCGCGUGGUAUGGGACAAGCCAUGGCCCGCAAUUUGUUGAUGUACGCAUUUUCUGGUGAUGUUAGCGACUGCGUGGAUCCAGCCGUGCUGGGCGGAUUUGAUGGGAAUGCUGGUUUGAGGCAACGUGUCAUUCGUCGACUUGAAAACCUCGUCCCGCAAGGGGAACGAGCAAUCAAAGGAGAAUUCCAAUCCAUUUAGGUGCAUAUAUCAUACUGACCGGCUCGAUCCAAAGGGAUACGAACAGGCUCUCGGUGUCCAUCUUUUUUGCGGUGUACAGUGAUGGCUGGGACUGCAUUUCCACAAAAGUCCGUAAGCAUAUGCUAAACUU
Phaeodactylum tricornutum CCAP 1055/1 is the source of this 2369-nucleotide messenger RNA. RefSeq names its product FeS assembly protein suf (gene sufD). Bases 167 to 2239 code for a protein of 690 amino acids. Gene Ontology annotation, biological process: iron-sulfur cluster assembly. Lineage: Eukaryota; Bacillariophyta; Bacillariophyceae; Surirellales; Neidiaceae. The record is from RefSeq and is a predicted model, not a curated record. The transcript has a single exon.